CUAUCAGAUAAAUUGGCCGAGAAGUUACUGGACUAGAUAGAUGAUACUGUUAUCUCCCCACUCAUAGUCGAUAACAGAAAAUAUUUUGUGGAGAAAUCCUGGCUAUUGUUAAUGUUAGUUGACCUCAACCUCUCGAAAAGAAACAUUCCACACAGCUUUAGAAUUCCACAGACAUGCAAGGGUCUUUAGUUUUAGAUGAUGGAACUGUUUAUAAAGGGACCAUAUUUGGUGCUGAAAAGCCUGUUUCUGGAGAAAUUGUAUUCCAGACAGGAAUGGUUGGAUACCCAGAAUCUUUGACAGAUCCUUCCUAUCAUGCACAAAUUUUAGUCUUGACUUAUCCUUUGAUUGGAAAUUAUGGUAUUGGACCAGAAGAAAGAGAUGAACAUGGUAUAUUGAAAUGGUUUGAAUCAGAGAAAGUUUGGGCUGCUGGAUUAGUUGUUGGAGAAUUGAGUGAAAAACACAGUCACUGGAGUGCUUCAGAAUCUUUAAAUGAUUGGUUGAAAAGAAAUGGUGUACCAGGAAUUCAAGGUAUUGAUACACGUGACUUAACUAAGAGAAUACGCAGUAAGAAAAAUGGAUGCUUAGGGAAGAUUAUUUUAGAUGAUAAGCCAUUUGAUUUCGUUGAUCCAAAUACCAGAAAUCUGGUUGCAGAAGUAUCAAUUAAGCAACCAAAAAUAUAUAACCCUGGUGGAUCACCAAAAGUACUCUUUGUUGACUGUGGGAUGAAAAAUAAUCAGUUGCGAUGUUUAUUACAAAGGGGUGCUGCUGUUCAAGUUGUACCAUGGGAUCAUCCUCUGCAACUUGACAAUUUUGAUGGUUUGUUUCUGAGCAAUGGUCCUGGAGAUCCUAGUAUGUGCAACUCAACUGUCCAGAACAUCAAGAAAUUGCUUAUUCCUGGGAGUAAACCAAUAUUUGGCAUUUGCUUAGGACAUCAACUUUUAUCCAUUGCAGCUGGUGCCAAAACUUAUAAGCUGGAGUAUGGUAAUAGAGGCCAUAAUCAACCUUGUAUUUUGCUGGACACUAAACGUUGUUGCAUAACUUCUCAAAAUCAUGGAUUUGCAGUUGAUGCUAGUUCAUUGACACAAGAUUGGCUUCCUUUAUUUACAAAUGCAAAUGAUAAAACAAAUGAAGGAGUUUAUCAUAAAAAAUUACCAUUUUUUAGUGUGCAAUUUCAUCCGGAGCAUUGUGCUGGUCCUCAAGAUUUAGAGUUUUUAUUUGACCUCUUUGUUGAUCUUAUGCUAGAUCAUAAAAGAAAUGUGAAAGGACUAAGAAUAGACGACAGAAUUAAAAUGUUCUAUCAGAAUCAGACCAUGCUGAUGGAAGAAUAUGAUCCCUUUAUAUGCGAAGCAAAGCAGGGUGAUUUUAAAAGUCCUGGUAAAAGGAAGAAAGUGAUUAUUCUUGGAUCAGGUGGUCUCUCAAUUGGGCAAGCUGGAGAAUUCGAUUAUUCAGGCUCACAGGCAAUAAAAGCUUUAAAAGAAGAAAAUAUCUUAAGUGUCCUUAUUAAUCCAAAUAUUGCUACUGUUCAAACAUCUCCUGGGUUAGCAGAUAAAGUCUAUUUCCUACCAAUUACUAGUCAUUAUGUUACUGAAGUUAUAAAAUCAGAACGACCAGAUGGAAUUUUGUUGACAUUUGGUGGUCAAACGGCUUUAAACUGUGGCAUAGAGCUUCAAAGGCUUGGCAUUCUAAAAAAGUAUAAUGUCAAAGUUUUAGGCACUCCUAUUUCAUCAAUUGUCAACACAGAAGAUCGAAAAUUGUUUAAUGAACAGCUUGUUUCUAUUGGAGAGAAAGUUAUACCUAAUGCAGCUUGUACUAAUGUUGAAGAGGCUGUUAAGUCUGCCAAAGAGAUUGGCUAUCCAGUUCUAAUACGGACAGCUUAUGCACUUGGAGGUCUUGGCUCUGGCUUUGCACACACAGAAGAUAAAUUAAGGCAAUUAGUGACUCAAGCUCUUGCACGAUCUCCUCAAGUUUUGAUUGAUAAAUCUCUUAAAGGUUGGAAAGAAGUAGAGUAUGAAGUAGUAAGAGAUAUGUAUGAUAACUGUAUAACAGUUUGUAACAUGGAGAAUGUUGAUCCUCUUGGUAUUCACACUGGUGAAUCUAUUGUUGUUGCUCCUAGCCAAACAUUGACCAAUGAUGAAUACAACAAAUUGAGAACUACUGCCAUCAAAGUAGUUAGACAUUUUGGUAUUGUUGGUGAAUGCAACAUUCAGUACGCUCUCAAUCCACACCUUCAGCAGUAUUACAUUGUUGAAGUUAAUGCUCGUUUGUCACGAAGUUCUGCCUUAGCAAGUAAAGCUACUGGAUAUCCAUUAGCCUUCUUUGCAGCCAAGCUGGCACUUGGAAAAUCUUUGCUUGAUCUGAAGAAUUCUGUAACUUUGACGACUGCUUGCUUUGAGCCAAGUUUGGAUUACUGUGUUGUUAAAAUUCCUCGCUGGGAUUUAGGAAAAUUUCCUCAUGUUAGCACUAAAAUUGGUAGUUCAAUGAAAAGUGUUGGAGAAGUUAUGGCUAUUGGUCGUAAAUUUGAAGAAGCUUUCCAAAAAGCGUUAAGAAUGGUUGAUGAGAACUUUAUUGGCUUUGAUCCAUACUUUAGAAAAGUCAACGAAGAGGAAUUAGAAUAUCCUACUGACAAACGUAUAUUCGUUGUUGCUGCCGCUCUAAAGAAUAAUUAUUCUGUGGAGAGACUUCAUGAAUUAACUAAUAUAGAUUCUUGGUUUUUAUAUAAAAUGAAAAACAUUAUUGAAUACCAAGUUUAUUUGGAAACUCUUGGUGAACAAGUUCAAGCAAAAGGUGUGACAGUUGUCACUAGUGAUGUGAUGUUGAAAGCUAAACAACUAGGCUUUUCUGAUAAACAUAUUGCCAUGUGUGUAAAAAGUUCAGAAUAUAAUAUCAGAAAGCACAGAGAGAAUGCUUUGAGCAUCAAACCUUUUGUGAAACAGAUUGAUACAGUAGCUGCUGAAUGGCCUGCCACUAUGAACUAUUUAUAUUUAACGUAUAAUGGUGAAUCUCAUGAUAUUGAUUUUCCUGGUGAAAGUAUUAUGGUUUUGGGAUCUGGUGUUUAUAGAAUCGGUAGCUCUGUAGAGUUUGAUUGGUGUGCAGUCAAUUGUGUUGAGGAACUGAGAAAGAUGAAUAAGAAAACAAUUAUGGUAAACUACAAUCCUGAAACUGUGAGUACAGAUUAUGACAAAUGUGAUAGACUGUAUUUUGAUGAAAUUUCAUUUGAGGUUGUCAUGGAUAUAUAUAACUUAGAAAAUCCAGAAGGUAUAAUAUUAAGCAUGGGUGGACAGUCUCCAAACAACAUAUCUAUGGACUUAUCACGUCAUAAUGCUAAAAUAUUGGGUACGUCUCCAGAGUCCAUUGAUAAUGCUGAAAAUCGCUUCAAAUUUUCAAGAAUGUUAGAUCAAAUUGGUAUAUCACAGCCCCAGUGGAGAGAAUUGACUACCUUGGAGGCUUCCAAGGAAUUUUGUGAUCAAGUUGGAUAUCCUUGUCUAGUACGACCUUCAUACGUUUUGAGUGGUGCUGCGAUGAAUGUUGCUUAUAGUCAUGAAGAUUUAGAAACAUAUCUACAUGAGGCUUCUGCUAUUGGAACAGCUGUUGUAAUAUCAAAGUUUGUUACUGAUGCCAAAGAAAUUGAUGUUGAUGCUGUUGCUGACAAUGGGCAGUUAAUUUGCAUGGCUGUUUCUGAACAUGUAGAAAAUGCUGGUGUCCAUUCUGGAGAUGCGACUCUAGUUUGUCCACCUCAGGAUCUUAAUGAAGAGACUUUAGAAAAGAUUAGGGACAUCUGUUUUUCUAUUGGAAGGGCAUUAGAAGCUAAUGGACCAUACAAUAUACAAUUAAUUGCUAAGGAUAAUCAACUAAAAGUUAUUGAAUGCAAUCUACGAGUGUCACGGUCAUUUCCAUUUGUAUCAAAGACUUUGAAUUGUGAUUUUAUUGCAAAAGCCACUCAAGUUAUUAUGGGAUUAAAACCUGAACCUUUUAUUGGUCUUGCUUGUGAUCGUGUGGGUGUUAAAGUGCCACAGUUUUCAUUUUCACGUCUGGAUGGAGCUGAUGUAACUUUAGGUGUUGAGAUGGCUAGUACUGGAGAAGUAGCAUGUUUUGGAAACAAUGUCUAUGAAGCUUAUUUGAAAUCUCUUAUUAGUACUGGUUUCCACAUUCCACGACGAUCAGUUUUACUUUCUAUUGGCAGUUACAGUCAUAAAGAAGAAUUACUACCAUAUGUAAAAAUACUUCAGAGUAUGUCUCUAAAACUUUAUGCUAGCACUGGAACUGCAGACUAUUAUUCAACUAAAGGAAUUUCUAUUGAAGCAGUUGAUUGGCCAUAUGAUAACAAAAGAGAUUGCAGGAGCAACUCUAAGUGUAUCAUCGAUUAUCUUGCUCAAAAGGAAUUUGAUUUUGUUAUCAAUCUUCCCAUGCACAGUGGUGGAUAUACUCGUGCAUCUCAUGGAUAUCAGACCAGAAGGAUGGCUGUGAAUUAUGCUAUUCCGUUAAUUACAGAUAUAAAGUGUGCCAAACUCCUUAUUACAUCUUUACAUAGGAUUAAAGGGCAACCACCUGUGAAACCAUACAUAGAUUGUCUAACAGCUAGUCGAAUGAUUACAUUACCUGGACUUAUUGAUGUUCAUGUUCAUCUGAGAGAUCCUGGUGCUACUCAUAAAGAAGACUUUGCAACUGGAACAGCUGCUGCUCUUGCUGGUGGUGUUACUUUAGUGUGUGUGAUGCCUAAUACUAAUCCUCCUGUUACUGAUAAAGAAAGUUUAAGCCUAGCUCUUCAGAGAGCUAAAGCUGGUGCAAAGUGUGAUUAUGCAUUAUUUGCUGGUGCUACAUCUGACAAUGCUGAUAUGUUACAAAGUAUGUCCUCUACAGUUGUUGGUCUUAAGAUGUAUUUAAAUUCUACUUAUGGGCCUUUGAGACUACCUUCUGUUAUAGACAUUAGAAAGCACUUUGAACGUUGUCCUCGAGAAUUGCCAAUCUGUGCACAUGCUGAAGGUGCUACAGUUUCUACAGCAAUAUUCUAUGCUUCAGUCACUGGCAGGCAUAUUCAUAUUUGUCAUGUAUCCACAAAAGAAGAGAUCCUCAUUAUUAAAGAUGCAAAAGAAAGUGGCAUAAAUGUUACUUGUGAAGUUUGUCCUCAUCAUUUGUUCUUAAGCAUAGACGAUUAUAAUACUAUCGGUGAAUUACAGUGCCGUGUUAGACCUCCAUUGGCAACAGUUGAAGAUCAAGCUGCAUUAUGGGAAAAUCUGAACAUUAUUGAUUGUUUUGCUACAGAUCAUGCCCCUCAUACACCCGAAGAAAAAUCAAAACCUGAUGCGUCUCCUGGUUUCCCAGGACUUGAAACAAUGUUGCCAUUGCUAUUGACUGCUGUUAAUGAUGGAAAACUGACAUUACAGGAUUUGGAAAAUAAAUUAUACCAUAAUCCACGAAGAAUAUUUAACCUUCCUGAGCAAAAGGAUACAUACAUUGAAAUAAAUCUUGAUGAAGAAUGGAUAAUUCCUAAUGAAACUACAUUCUGUAAAUCUCGUUGGACACCUUUUGCCGGUCGUAAAGUAAAAGGUCAAGUACGACGAGUGGUAUUAAGAGGAGAUGUUGCUUUUGUUGAUGGACAAGUAUUAGUCGAACCUGGCUUUGGUCAAAAUAUUAUAAAUUUUAGAUCUGAUUCCGAUGCCAAAUUUAAGUCACCAGCUCAGUUUAGAAGUGUGUCACCAGCUGUACCUCAUACUCCCCCAUUGGCUUCACCUGCUGGUGGAAGAAUUACUCCUGCCCUUCUUGUUUCCGAUCAGCAUCAAAUUCCACCUUCAAACUUUGAUGCUGUGUCACCAAUAGCUCCCACAGCUGGACUUUUUUGGUCUCCAAAAAAAGUAGUUCAUAGUUCUAAUAAAGUAACUGGAUUAGCUAAAUCUUAUCAAGGAAGCAUGGAUUCUUCUAAAGUGCCUAACCAAGUCUUGUAUGGUGGUGGUUUUCAAAAUGUUGGAAACAAAUUGCAAUCCCAAUCUAUGCAAGAUAUGUUAUCAGACAUAUCAAAGCAACUAGUGAAAGAUAUUGAUGAACCAAUUAUUAUUCCAAAACAAAAACUUGUUGAUCCUCAUAUUGAUUCAAAGGGACCAUUGAUAUAUACACCAGGUGGAGCAAUGGAUCAAAAUAAACCCUUUGUCUAUGAAUUGCGAGGGAAAAGCAUUCUAAAAGUAGAUAAAUUUUCACGCUACCAGCUCCAUAAAUUGUUUGAAGUUGCAAAACAAUAUAAAAAUCUUUUGAAAAAAGGUCCACUAGAUAUCUUAAAAGGUAAAGUGAUGGUAAAUGUGUUUUAUGAAGUGAGCACUCGAACUAGAGUUUCGUUUGCUGCUGCAAUGCAAAGGCUUGGAGGCACAGUUAUUGAUGUAAAUGAAAGCUUUUCUUCUGUUAAAAAGGGAGAAAGUUUAGAAGAUACUAUUGCAGUGUUAUCCAGCUACAGUGAUGUUGUAGUUUUAAGACAUCCAGAAGUAGGAGCAGCCCAACGAGCUGCAACUGCAUCUUCUCGUCCUAUUAUUAACGGUGGGGAUGGAACUGGUGAACAUCCAACUCAAGCACUUUUAGAUGUCUUCACCAUCAGGGAAGAACUUGGAUCUGUCAACAGAUUGACAAUUACAUUUGUUGGAGAUCUUAAACAUGGUCGAACUGCUCACUCUCUGGCUUGCUUGUUGACAAAUUAUGAUGUACGCUUGCGUUAUGUAUCACCUCCUGAAUUGGGAAUGCCAAAGUCUGUCUUAGAGUUUAUUCAAUCUAAAAAUAUUAACCAGGAAGAAUACUCUAGCUUAGAAGACAUUUUACCUCAAACUGAUGUUUUAUAUGUGACAAGAAUCCAGAAAGAGCGAUUUGCAUCAGAAGAUGAAUAUAAAAAGGCUUGUGGACAUUUUGUAAUUACUCCUGUUUUAAUGACAAAAGCUAAAAAGCGAAUGAUAGUUAUGCACCCUCUACCUCGGGUGGAUGAGAUAAGCUCUGAUUUCGACUCUGACCCUCGGGCCGUAUAUUUCCGACAAGCUCAAUAUGGCAUGUAUGUUCGCAUGGCUCUUCUUGCAUCUGUGAUUGGCCAGUAAAAUGCUUUAUUAAUCAUUCAAAAUGUUCAUGUGCCUUCCUAAUGGAUUUAUGAUUACUCUUAUAUUAGUUUUCAUUUAAGGUGAAGGGAUAUGUAUUUGAAGUUUUUGGAUUUUAAUUAAACAAAUAUAUUCUCUAAGCUUCAAAUUAUGAAUCAAAAUGUAAAUCUAUGAACACUUGUUCUUGAUGAAUCUCAUCACAAUAUAGGAAUCGAAUUCAAUAGAAAUAUGAAUAGUCUUCCAUCACAAAAUUUUAUCAUUUAAAAUUUUGAGUCAAGCUGAUAUUUUAAAUGAGUCUAAACUAAUUUAAAAACUGUAUUUAAUACUGACAUUUAUGUGCAUUUAUAUUUUUCUUUUGUAUUGUUUUAUUCAUGAAAUAUUUUAAUAAAUCGACAGCUGUUCAACACAUUUUUUAAAUUGUAUUAAAUUAAAAUCAUUAUUUUACUCAAUCAUAAAAUAGUCAUGCUGAAGUAUGUUUUGUGCAAUUUUUUAUUAAUUUUUUUUAAAAGUUGUGCCAAUAUUAUUUGCAAUGUAUGUUAUUUUUAUUGCAUUGAAUAUUUUUUAUUAUUAAUUUUAAAAUCCAUUUGCUUCUUGUGAUAUAAAAUAAAUGAAAUUAUUUGUUAUAAUUUUCAAUUGUUUGUUAUUAAUUAUGGUGCUUAUUAUUAUGCCGACUUUUGCUAAGUUGUUAAAUAGUAUCAACUGAGCUUGUCCUUUUUUAAUUUUUCUUAUUUUGAUAGAUGUGUGUUUGCAUAAAUGCAAUUUAAUGAAUGUGAAAGAUUUUAAUGUUACAAGUCUGUGAUAUUAGAUUGAUAUGGUUAGUAUAUUUUCUGCAACAAAUGUUACUAACAGUAAUUAAAAUCUUUUAUAUUUAGUAUUCAAUCAUGAGCAUUAAUUUGAGAUCAAUUGCAAAAGAAUAUUUAUGUUUUUAGAGUUUAAUAUUCGUUUCUAAAUGUCAUGACAGUCAGAUUCAAGCUGUAAAUCUGCAACCAUUUUAUGUUCCUUCUUUAAUCACCAGUUUUUAAUAAUAUUACUUUGUAUAUUUGUUGAUUGAAAAAUGCUCUAUUUUGUCACAGCUGGUAAAAUAAAAUUCUGAAUUUUUCAA
Molecule: messenger RNA, 8160 nt
Organism: Parasteatoda tepidariorum (common house spider)
Lineage: Eukaryota; Metazoa; Arthropoda; Arachnida; Araneae; Theridiidae
Gene: r
Product: carbamoyl-phosphate synthetase 2, aspartate transcarbamylase, and dihydroorotase rudimentary
Biological process (GO): L-arginine biosynthetic process; L-glutamine metabolic process; 'de novo' pyrimidine nucleobase biosynthetic process
Cellular component (GO): carbamoyl-phosphate synthase complex; cytoplasm
Molecular function (GO): amino acid binding; ATP binding; hydrolase activity, acting on carbon-nitrogen (but not peptide) bonds, in cyclic amides
Source: RefSeq, a predicted model, not a curated record